UGGCAGAACUGAAGAAGAACUGAAAGAAGUACCGUAGUCUAAAAGCAUCAUUUAGUUAUACUAUUAUAGACUUAAACUGUAGAUUAAUAGGUGAGAGGCAGUGAAGCAUGGAGGCAGACUUGUGCUGUAACUUUAAAAAAUGCCGGAAAAGAUUGAAUACUUUUGCUUGGAUAACAUCCUGCUCUCACAUUUUCUGUGAUGAAGAUGGAACAAGGGAGUUCAACAAAGCAUUCACUUGUCCUGCAUGUCAAACCAGUCUCUCAGGUAAACUUGAUAUCAUUCGGAUUGACCUGCAACCUUCAGAGCAAUACAAGUCAAUGGUGCUGUCUGGAUUAAAGCCUGAAACUAUAAUGGAGAUCUGCACCAGAUCAAUGGCAUUCUGGACAUACCAGUCCCAUCAGGAGAGAGCCUAUCAGGAGUAUGUGGCUAAAAAGUCAAAAGAUCGUAUUUCUCAAUUGGAGCAAUGCUAUGAAACACUUGCAAAUAAGUCAUCAGCUGAAAUCCAAGCAUUAAAGCUCCAAAUAUCGAGUAAUCGUAAGGAGCUUGAUUCAACGAAAACACAAUACCAAACAGCCUCUGAGAAAUUUUUGGAAAAAUCACGACAGUAUCAGAAGCUUCAAGCCCUCUAUGAUGCUUUGCGUAGGAAAAGUAUCAAUCCAUCUCAUUUUGAAAAUCAGAUGGAUAUGAGCUAUAAUGAUGAGCGUUCAUUCAACACAAGCAUUGGUUCGGGUGGGGAUGGAUUUACAAGACAAACUGAUAGGAGACAUUCCACAUCUCCACCUGAGAGGGACUUUGUCCUGCAACCAAGGAGUACACCUUUAAUCUCACGGCAAAGAUCAUCAGUUGAGAAUUUACAGCAACAAUUUGGAUUGGAUCUUCUGUCUUCCACAAGUGUUGAUAGGGGGAGC
Owenia fusiformis is the source of this 908-nucleotide messenger RNA. The record is from the annotation of a GenBank genome assembly. NCBI's taxonomy places the organism in Eukaryota, Metazoa, Annelida, Polychaeta, Sabellida, Oweniidae.